UCUCAUAUUACCGGACAAGGAAGUAGAUUUCAUGUCACGUGCUCAAAGUACCCCACCACCGCUUAGUCAAUAGCCCUCCUCCCGAUUGGGGCUAGCGGGUUUUGGGGGGUUUCGAAUGCCCACAACCUGCAACAUUGAGAGAGUGUGUCUUCGCUCAAUCGACGAAAGGUGACUUUUUUACACCUCAAUCACCCAUCCCGACGACAACCCCGGCAGCGGCCAUCCACCCAGCAAAGUAUUCAAGAUGGUCAACCUGACGACUCAGAAGCGCCUUGCCGCGUCCGUUUUGGACUGUGGCAAGAACAAGAUCUGGCUGGACCCCAACGAGGUGUCCGAGAUCUCCAACGCCAACUCCCGCCAGACCAUCCGCAAGCUUGUCCAGGAUGGCCUGAUCAUCAAGAAGCCAGUCACCAUGCACUCAAGAGCACGCGCUCGGGAGCUUAACCUCGCCCGACGGAUCGGCCGGCACCGUGGUUUCGGAAAGCGCAAGGGUACCGCAGAUGCCCGUAUGCCGACUCAGGUCGUCUGGAUGCGCCGCCAGCGGGUUCUCCGUCGGUUGCUCGUCAAGUACCGCGCCAGCGGCAAGAUCGACAAGCACCUUUACCACGAGCUUUACCACUCCGCCAAGGGUAACACCUUCAAGCACAAGCGUGCGCUUGUUGAGCACAUCCACCGUGCCAAGGCUGAGAAGCAGCGCGAGAGGCUGCUCAAGGACGAGAUGGACGCCAAGCGUGCAAAGACCAAGGCUGCCCGCGAGAGGAAGUUGGAGAGGCAGGCGGCCAAGAGGAACGCCCUUGCCGGCGAGGCCGAGGAGUGAAGGGGACGGAACCGAGGCAUGCAACACACAAAAACUCUCGAGGGGAAAACCUUAGAAUCACAAAGGCAGUCUUCUCUUCACUGAAUGAUGACGGACUGGCGGCCUGCAUUCGGAGUAAUCGGUUUUGGGUCCUUUUUCUUAGUAUCGCCAAUGAGCUCUUCGCCUGGGUCUGUUUUCUCUUUUUUACUACAUUUUCGAGCAGUUUAACGCAACAUGGAACGGUUUGUGAUGGACGGGGAAAGGGGUCUGAUAUCUCUUUUUUAUUCUCCCUCAUCAUACCAGGGACGGCAUUGAAAAAAAGGAAGGGGGAACAAAAUGCAAUGAUGUCCAAGCUGUACAUGAGGUUUUUUAUAUGCUCAAAUGUGGUCUGGUUACGUCGGUUUCACCUGGCCGUGGCGUGUAUGAGGAAACGAUCUGGGUACAGCGUGGCUUGACUGAAUGUUAUAGCACCUUGACAGCUUCGUGUGAAUGUGAAUUGCGUUGGAACC
This is a messenger RNA of Pyricularia oryzae 70-15, 1305 nucleotides long. RefSeq names its product 60S ribosomal protein L19. Gene Ontology annotation, cellular component: cytosolic large ribosomal subunit; ribosome. Gene Ontology annotation, biological process: translation. The record is from RefSeq and is a predicted model, not a curated record. Bases 245 to 817 code for a protein of 190 amino acids. Lineage: Eukaryota; Fungi; Ascomycota; Sordariomycetes; Magnaporthales; Pyriculariaceae. The transcript has 4 exons. Gene Ontology annotation, molecular function: structural constituent of ribosome; RNA binding.